AUGCUUUAUAAAAAUCAGGAUGCUCCAGUGUUGAGCUUAUUUUCAUUAAAAGGAAAAGUCUCCUUGAUUACGGGAGGAUCCAGAGGAAUUGGUCUUGCCGCUGCCAUCGGUCUUGCCGAAGCCGGUAGUGAUGUGGCCAUCACUUAUAACUCCAGUUCCCCUUCCUAUGUUAAGGAACUCGAAUCCCAAUUCAAAAAUUUAGGUGUCAUGUUCAAAACUUAUAGGUGCAAUGUUGCAAUCAAAGCCGAUAACGACAAGUGUGUUGCACAAGUGUUGAACGACUUUGGAAGAUUGGACGUGGUUGUUCCAAAUGCUGGAAUCUGUAUUCACGUUCCUGCUGAAGAAAACACGGAGGAGCAAUAUCGAGAAGUAAUGGGUGUUAAUUUAGAUGGUGCAUACUUCACUGCUCAAGCGGCUGCAAAUGCGUUCAAAAAACAAAAAGAGCAGGGAAUCCUUGAGCAAGGAAGAAUUGUAUUUACUGCUUCUGUAUCUUCUGGAGUAGUUAAUUAUCCCCAGAAGCAAGCUGUUUACAAUGCUUCCAAAGCCGGCUUAGUUCGAUUAGCCAAGUGCUUGGCUGUUGAAUGGGUGGACUUUGCUCGGGUCAACUGCGUAUCUCCAGGAUUCAUUGACACAGAAAUGUUAGAUGUUCACCCAAAGGAGUGGAGAAAAACUUGGUUUAAUAUGAUUCCAGCCAAGAGGUUGUGUGCGCCUUACGAGUUGAAAGGAGUUUAUGUGUUUAUUGCCAGUGACGCAUCCUCUUAUAUGACAGGCGAGGAAGUCUUCGUAGGUGGUGGAUACACUUUGAUUUAA
Messenger RNA from Yamadazyma tenuis ATCC 10573, 810 nucleotides. RefSeq names its product NAD(P)-dependent, short-chain alcohol dehydrogenase. Gene Ontology annotation, cellular component: intracellular anatomical structure. The record is from RefSeq and is a predicted model, not a curated record. Gene Ontology annotation, molecular function: oxidoreductase activity, acting on NAD(P)H, oxygen as acceptor. Lineage: Eukaryota; Fungi; Ascomycota; Pichiomycetes; Serinales; Debaryomycetaceae.